GGGAGAACGACAGGGACACCAGUGCCAGCGGCACCCGGCCGUUGACGUUGCUGCUGGCCACCAUGAUGCACAUGAAGAAGCCCUACCAGCUGCUCAUCAUCCCGCUGACGAUGUGGUCGGGAUUCGAGCAAGCCUUCCUCAUGGCAGACUUCACCAAGGCGUUCGUGUCGUGCGCCUGGGGCAUUCACCGCGUCGGGCUGGUGCUGAUCGUCUACGGCAUCACCGACUCCAUCUGCUCCUUCAGCUUCGGCUUCAUCAUCAAGCGUGUGGGCCGCGUGCCGCUGUUCGUGGUGGCGGCUGCCCUCAACUACGUCGCCAUCGCCACGUUCAUCCACUGGGCACCGGGGCCCGACGAGACGCACGUCUUCUUCCUGCUGGCCGCCGGCUGGGGCAUGGCGGACGCCGUCUGGCAGACGCAGAUCAACGCCCUGUAUGGCGUCAUCUUCCCCGACACAGCCGAGGCCGCCUUCAGCAACUACCGGCUCUGGGAGUCGCUCGGCUACGCCGCCGCCUUUAUCUACAGCGACCUGCUGUGCGUGACGCGGAAGGUGGACCUGCUGAUCACGGUCCUGACGAUCGGCAUGCUCGGCUACUUCGCCAUCGAGUUGAUGGAGCGGCGUAAGGCCAAGGGCGAUAUGAAGGUCACGAAGGAGUAGCAGGCGCAGGGGAGCCGCUUCGGCAUGGCGAGAUCUACGCCAGCUAUGAGGCGCUCGGAAUCGCCCGUAUCGGCGAGAAGGAAUGGGGUGCAGUCUACAGCCCGCCGUCGAGAGGACCCGCAGUGCACCCGUGGACGUGUUGCGGCCAAAAGCGGGGUCAGCACUGCUUCCUCUGAGUGACAUGGCGUAAUGGACAAUGCGCGUGUAGGAGUGUGGGCCUUCGAGUUCGAGGUGCGUGGCCAAAGUCUGACACGAGUGUCAUCAGUCCUGAUUGCAUCGUGGUGUCGUGUCUAACGGCUAGCCCAUCGCAGACAUGUGUAACUGAAUCAAUAUGUUGGCAAUGUGCUGAGCCGAGUUCUGAAGUUGACAUUGUUGAAAGCCGAUGUGCUGGUGCCAAAACCUUUCUUGUGACGCAAAAUGACGGUUGCUGCAAUGAUGACACCCAGAUGCAUCAUUUUCGUGGCACGUACUUCAGUGCAUGGGGCACUUAAUGACGUACAGGGUAUCUUUUCAAAUUAACAGGCGUCCUUUAACGUUACUGAGAUGGAUACCCCAUCAAACGAUCUCUGCGAAUAUAUAUCACUGAGUUAUGAAUGGGUCUGGGGAGUGGGAGCGCAUUUGAGAAUGGAAUACUGUGUGUCUUUUACGCGGUGAAAAUUAAG
Pollicipes pollicipes is the source of this 1318-nucleotide messenger RNA. RefSeq names its product protein unc-93 homolog A. The coding region runs from base 63 to 656 and encodes 197 amino acids. NCBI's taxonomy places the organism in Eukaryota, Metazoa, Arthropoda, Thecostraca, Pollicipedomorpha, Pollicipedidae. Gene Ontology annotation, biological process: regulation of muscle contraction; regulation of potassium ion transport. Gene Ontology annotation, cellular component: striated muscle dense body; plasma membrane. Gene Ontology annotation, molecular function: potassium channel regulator activity. The transcript has 2 exons. The record is from RefSeq and is a predicted model, not a curated record.